AUGAGUUGGACAAAGUCUUCAUUGUUGGUGUGCGCGCUCUGGAUAUCUAGCGCGACAGCAUCACCGCGACAGACGGCGAAUGCCAACGCGAGGUCGCAAGUCCAGCAGCAGUUUUAUCCCAGGCAGCAGUAUGGUCCACAACAACCUAAGAACCCUGGCUACCCUGGCUACUCAGGCUACCCCCCCAAAUCCUUCAACCCUUACUUCAACUACGGGUACCCCAACGCGCCGUGGUUCAACCCCAGCUACCAACAGCAACCUUACUUCAGCUACCCCAGACCACAACCACAGCGCGGACAAUGGAAAGGCAGUGGAAGCUACCCGCCUACUGCACUCCCUCCUUUGAUACCGAUACCAUUUAUUCCCCCUGUGGUCGAGUACCCCCUUUUCCCAGUGCCGCUCAACCAGUUUGCGCAGAACCCAAUUGCGGCACCGAACAAACCAUCGGCUGGACAAGGCAACAGCGGCAACCAGGGCACUGGUACAUCAGGCAACUCUCCACAACAAGGAACGCCUUCGAACCAAAGCCCUACUGCUCCAACAGGCCCCGGUAGUCAACCAAGCAACGGUGGGCCAACCAGUUCGUCAGGUGCCUCAGCUCAAGGUUACGCUUCCUCAUCCGGACCUUCCACUGGAGGUAAUGACAACAAACGACGUAGCUUCAGUGCACGCCCUAUAGAAUUAGUAAUUGACAAGUUAAAUGAUCCAAGCAUUAAGUUG
This is a messenger RNA of Iphiclides podalirius (scarce swallowtail), 720 nucleotides long. Lineage: Eukaryota; Metazoa; Arthropoda; Insecta; Lepidoptera; Papilionidae. The record is from the annotation of a GenBank genome assembly.